Molecule: messenger RNA, 666 nt
Organism: Physella acuta
Lineage: Eukaryota; Metazoa; Mollusca; Gastropoda; Physidae
Source: RefSeq, a predicted model, not a curated record
CCCACAGUUCUGGGUCUAUGGGCUAACGUUCGCCACUCGUAAACAACUAAAAAAAAAAAUCAACAAACACACACACACACAAACACCAGGACACACUCGGACCAUUCAACCAGCACUUGUGUUUUACAACAGGCCAAAUACUUUCAAAUGUUUUCCUUGACCGCCGGAUUGUUUCUGUGUUUGGCUGUAUCAGUGGGUGUCUCGGCACUCGAAUAUGGAGAUCCGUGCUGGAUAACAAAUGUUGGGCAAGACGCGGUCAUCAACAUCCCAAACAGUUGCAAGGUUGGCCAAAUUGAUUGGCACUACCCGAGAGACUCUGUGUUGGUCAGGCUGUCGUUACCCAACACGUCGUUCUCGCUGUGCCUGGAGGAGGGUUGGUCAACAAACAUUCAAGGGGUGGUAGAGGUGACCGCUGGGGUGGAGAACGCUCAGCCCCUUCCAAGAGAGGGUCACCCCACCUGUAUCAAAUCUGUCCACAACGAGGCUGUAUUCCGAGUGGUUGCUUCUGACACGUUGUACUACAUGACCUCUUUCAACUUCCGGGUUACUGAGUGACAACCUUGAACUUAGGGUUUCCUUGACAGCAUCGAGAUCUUGUGUCCAAGUGUAAUUUGAGAUUAAUAAAAAUUGACUCGUGAAAUAAACACAAACUGGAUGUACAAAUUA